AUGACCAAACACGACCCAGAAUCCGCUCAAAGCGGAUCAACCGCCGCAGAAGCCCGCCUCGCCGAACUCGGCUACAAACAAGAACUCCCCCGCUCCCUCUCCUACUUCUCCAUCCUCGGCCUCUCCUUCGCAAUCAUGGCCGUCCCAUUCGGGCUGAGCACGACCCUCUCCAUCGGCCUCACCGACGGUGGGCCCGUGACGAUUUUGUGGGGGUGGGUGUUGGUUACACUGAUUUCCAUCGCAAUCGCUGCGAGUUUAGCGGAGAUUUGUUCGACGUAUCCGACGAGUGGGGGGGUGUAUUAUUGGAGUGCGAUGUUGAGUACGCCCAAGUAUGCGCCCAUUGCGAGUUGGGUUACGGGGUGGCUGGGAUUGGUUGGGAAUUGGCUCAUUACGACGAGUAUCUGCUUCUCGGGGGGACAGCUAAUCCUGAGCGCGAUCUCGUUAUGGGAUGAGGAGUAUGUGCCGAAGCCGUGGCAGAUUGUGUUGAUGUAUUGGGCGGUGCUGCUCGUCGCUUUAGCCGUAAAUAUCUGGGGUGCGAAGUACUUGGAUCAGCUCAAUACUGCUUGUGUAUACUGGACGGGGGCGUCAGUUAUCAUUCUACUCAUCACGCUUCUCGUGAUGGCACCGAAUCGUCGAUCUGCCUCCUUCGUAUUCGGGCACUAUGACGCGAGUCCAUCGGGCUGGGCACCAGGAUGGGCAUUUUUCGUCGGCUUGUUACAAGCGGCGUAUACAUUGACAGGCUACGGCAUGGUCGCAGCAAUGUGCGAGGAAGUACAAAACCCAGAACGCGAGGUCCCACGAGCGAUGGUCAUGUCCGUCGUUGCGGCGGGCGUGACGGGGUUGUUUUACCUCAUUCCCAUACUGUUCGUUCUUCCGGAUAUUCAGGAGUUGUUGAGUGUUGCGACUGGACAACCUGCGCCGUUGCUGUUUAAGCUCGUUACGGGGAGCGCUGGAGGUGGGUUCGGGUUGUUGUUCCUCAUCCUUGGGAUUCUGUUUUUCGCUGGUGUCGGGGCACUUACCGCGUCCUCUCGCUGUGCGUGGGCGUUUGCCCGUGACGGUGCCAUCCCCGGUUGGAAAUGGUGGGCGAAAGCGAACAAGCGGUAUGAUAUCCCACUCAACGCGCUCUUCCUCUCUACCGUCUUUUGUGGGCUAUUAGGGUUGAUCUACCUCGGUUCGAGCGCGGCGUUUAAUGCGUUCACGGGUGUCGGGACGAUUUGUCUCUCCGCCUCGUACGCAUUCCCAAUCUUCGUCUCCCUCCUCCGCGGUCGACAGGCCGUCCGCAACGCGUCCUUCUCUCUCGGCAACACGAUGGGCACGAUCCUCAACGUCAUAACCUGCGUCUGGAUCCUCCUCGCCAUCGUACUCUUCACCAUGCCGACCGCGAUUCCGGUCACAAAGACGAGUAUGAACUAUGCGAGUGUGUUGUUUGCAUUCUUUGGGGUGGUGAGUGCGGGGUGGUAUGCGGUUUGGGGAAGGAAGUAUUAUGUCGGGCCGAGGAGUCAUUUGGAGGGGGAGGCGGUGGGGAGUCUGGGGGUUGGGAGGGUUGAGAAGGGGGCGGAGGUGAGGGAGUUGGAUUUGAGGGGGAAGAAGGAGGAGAGGAUGGGAGCGGGGAUGAUAGACGAGAAGAAUGUUCCUUCAACAUCUUUCUCCGACUUUGGUGGAUCGUAUCUGUACUGCAACUCACCGUCUGAGGUCAGGGACAGGUCUGGACGGGCGAACAAGCUCAUCGAACUACUCCCCCGCCAUGGCGUCCACGACCGACACCCUCAAUUAGUGUUUGUAACAGAAAUGCACCUCGGUCGAUCUUUGAGUCACCUCCUUCGUCUAUAA
This is a messenger RNA of Saitoella complicata NRRL Y-17804, 1830 nucleotides long. RefSeq names its product amino acid transporter. The record is from RefSeq and is a predicted model, not a curated record. The coding region runs from base 1 to 1830 and encodes 609 amino acids. The transcript is spliced from 2 exons. Lineage: Eukaryota; Fungi; Ascomycota; Saitoellomycetes; Saitoellales; Saitoellaceae. Gene Ontology annotation, molecular function: transmembrane transporter activity. Gene Ontology annotation, biological process: amino acid transport; transmembrane transport. Gene Ontology annotation, cellular component: membrane.